Panicum hallii is the source of this 1955-nucleotide messenger RNA. RefSeq names its product transcription factor EC-like. NCBI's taxonomy places the organism in Eukaryota, Viridiplantae, Streptophyta, Magnoliopsida, Poales, Poaceae. Bases 443 to 1300 code for a protein of 285 amino acids. Gene Ontology annotation, molecular function: protein dimerization activity. Gene Ontology annotation, cellular component: nucleus. The transcript has 8 exons. The record is from RefSeq and is a predicted model, not a curated record.
ACUCGACGGUGUCCGUCCGGGGGAGAGGAGGAGAGGACCGAGGCGGAAGCGGAAGGGCCGGCGCUGCAGCAACCGAAAGGCAGCAGAGCCCUCAAAAGCUCUGCGCUGCGCUGCAGCUUUCUCGGGCCGGAGAAAAGCCGAAACAAACAAACCAACGAACACGGAGAGAGAGAGAGAGAGAGAGAGAGAGAGAGAGAGAGAGAGACGGGGGCAUCGGAGGGGGAGAAGGCGAGGGAGAAAGUGAGCGAAGGCGCUGUCGCUGCUGAGGACAUGCUCGCGGCAGCGAGGCAUGCGCGCAAACCAUAGGGGGUGUCAGGGAGAGCGCGACCACUUCUCGUCCCGGUCCUCGCGUGCUCUGCUACCGGGUUGGCUUGGCUGGCUCGUAGGGGCUUCCGCUGCGCGCGGUGGUGUGUGAUCGAUCCGUAAGCCGCUGGUGCCGGCGAUGGACGCGCAGCAGCUGGAUUUGUUCCUGCGUCACCAGAGCAUGGCCAACAUCUGCGAGAGCGAGGAUGCGCUGGGGUCGUCGGAGUCGGAGCCCGCGAGGCCGGCGCGCCCGCGCGGCAAGAGGAGCCGCGCCGCCGAGGUGCACAACCUCUCGGAGAAGAGGAGGAGGAGCAAGAUCAACGAGAAGAUGAAGGCGCUGCAGACCCUCAUACCCAACUCGAGCAAGACGGACAAGGCCUCUAUGCUUGACGAUGCCAUUGAGUACCUGAAGCAGCUUCAGCUACAAGUGCAGAUGUUGUCUAUGAGGAAUGGCCUGUAUCUACCCCCAGCAAACUUAUCUGGAGUACCUGAGGCUCUGGCACCCUCAGAAGUGUGUGCCACGCUUAACCAAAGUGGUGUCAAGGCAUCAGAUUCUGGGGUUGCCCUACUUCCUGUGAACCAAAGUUCUGUAGCUCAUCAUUCAUUUGAUCCACCAAAUCAUGACCAACGGCAUAACAAAUCGCUUGUCUUGCAAAGUGUCCCUACUAGUUCAACGACCAUAGCUCGAUUCCUUCAAGAGCCAGCUCAGGCCAACCUUCAAUCCUUUCAGCUAGCUCUACCUCCUGAGGAGGACAUGAUGUUAAAGCAUCACCUAACUUCCGUUCAAGAAACCACGUCUUUACCAGGGCAUGAGCUCAAGCUUGCUAGUCAGGAAACAUGUAUGGUUAAUUCUGGUCGUUUCGAUAGAGGUUCACAAAGGAAAGAAGUAGCACGGGACAUGAUGCCGAAAAACACUGAAAGUGUACUACUUAUGCCAUACUUGCACAGCUUGCAAAGCGGUGACGCCAACGGAGGUCUGAGGGCAGAAUCAAGCUAGCUGCAUGAUGGAUAGACUGUUCUGAAUGCUUUUCCCGUUAGGAUGCUUCAUUUUGGCAGGACAUGCAAGAGUACUAACUAGGAGAAGCAAGUUCCCGCGAUCGUCAGUCCCACCUUGUCGAUCUGAAUGUUAGCAGCUAUAUCAGAUUGUAGUCUGAUAGACUAACUUGUAAAGAAAGGCCUCAGUCAACUUGCAAAUAUAUCCACUAUGGACCUAAGGGAUAUAUAAUCAUGCAUAUGAUGAAUUAGUAAGGCCACACUGAGCAGUAAUUGGGUGACUGGAAUGCCUGGCCAUCAGCCCAUCCCAUACUCCCACUUCUGUGAUUCUGAGUGCCUCUUGAGGUAUCCGUAAUAUAAUGCUAUCGACAUUUGCAGUGAUUAAAUCGGGAUAAACCUGGAGUUUUGCAACGGCACAGGCAUGGCCAUAUAAGAGACUGGAUGCAGGAUCAAGGCAAGCUGGAGACGUGCCUAGCAACCUGAAGCAGGCAGAGGUUUUUCUUUUGGGAAUAUUAGAUUUGUGUCACUAUCAAUUCCAGCAUCAAUAUUUGCAUUGCUUUUGUAGUAUUCUCGGACUCAUGCUGCAUAAAAUUUGUUUCAUUUAUGCUACUGUUGUACCAUUUCCAGUGGUAAGGAUCAAGCAAGUUUUGACGCCAAAA